This is a messenger RNA of Amphiprion ocellaris (clown anemonefish), 12052 nucleotides long. Its product is annotated as apoptosis facilitator Bcl-2-like protein 14. Bases 10396 to 11310 code for a protein of 304 amino acids. The transcript has 7 exons. NCBI's taxonomy places the organism in Eukaryota, Metazoa, Chordata, Actinopteri, Pomacentridae. The record is from RefSeq and is a predicted model, not a curated record.
UUUUUAGGAUUUUUUUGGAAGAUUUUUACCUCAUUUUUUGAAAAUAUUUACAAGAAUUUUCUCGCCAAAUUUGGGGGAUUUUUUUCUUGAAAAUGUGGGCAUCAGAAGUUUCACUGUGAAAAUCUUUUUUUUUUCUCCACAUUUUCAAACUUUAAAACGGGUCAGUUUGACCCGCAGGAGACACGAGGGUUAAAUGAAACUUUUAAGGUAAACUUUUAAGGAAUUAUUGGAAUUUUCUUCCUGAAAGUUUUGCGUAUUUUCUGAAAUUUGGGGAAUUUUUUUGCUGAUUUUUUUCAGAAAAGGAAACAUGUGUCCGUGUGUGUGUGUGUGUGUGCGUGCGUGCGUGCGUGCGUGCGUGCGUGCGUGCGUGCGUGCGUGUGUGUGUUUAUGCGACUCAUUCCAUAUCAUUUGAACAGAAACUUCAGUUCGUGUUCGUUCGUUUGCAGCGUUUAUCCGAGAAGAGAAUAGAAAAAUCUGAGCCAUAUUCAAUGCAAUAUGAAUAGAUGACAUCUCUUUUGCAUUUCUCUAUUAAUCGUUUACAUUACAUUAAUGUUUGAACAUAGUCGACCAUUUAGCACCGAGGAGUAUUGAAUGUGCAAUUUUACUUCAGUGCUGGUUGGGUUUAUGAUUGUCUUGGGUUUUUUUUUCUUUUGCGUGCAUGUAUGUCAGUGCUUUGAGGUUUCUUUUGGUAUAACCUGUUGUAAACUAAAUUCAUAUUUACGGUAGGAAAUGCUUCCCAAGUAUUUGCAGGGACUAAAAGAGGAGCCAUCGUAGAAGUCGGGCUGCAAAAACACAGCAUCAGUGUUACUUGUUUCUUCUUUUUCUGUCAAAAUUUAGCGAUUUUCAUCAUUUAAUCCUUUACGAACCGACACUUGAAUCGAAAGAAAGCAUGUACAAUAUCUCUUUGAGUCAAUUAUACAAACAAAAGUUUGAAUUCUAUAUUGUGAAAGUAAAAUAAACUUAGACUUUGACUACAAACUCAGGAAGAAUUUCAUAUAUAGUCAAAUUAAUGUUUUAAAUUCUCCCCGUUUAAGCGAGUAGUUUCUGUUCUGAACUUGAAGACUUUAGGAAACAUUAAAACUUUGUGAUUGCAGACUGCCUUACUUUCAUGGACUCCAUAGACUCACCCACAGUUGGACCAGUGGGUGACGCUACCGUUUGUCACCCACUGGUUCUAUUGUGGGCAAAUGUGACCAAUCAGGGCUGGAUCUGACUGAGAACUCAGAGACUCUAUUCACAGUGAUAGAACAGCGACCAACAGUAACUCUAUCGUCUUUUUUUCACUAAAUGGGACCAGAAUUUACUGAAUGAACAUCAUGGAGUCUUCAGAAAGACUUCAGACUCGCAGUUUAGAGCGUAAACUCAUGAAGAAAAUGUUUAGUGAGGGAACAAAGAAGUGAGAAAAAAGGUCGUUUUCUCAUAGACUUCUGUACAAUCUGACUUCUUUUGACAACCAGAGGAGUCGCCCCCUGCUGGCUGUUAGAAAGAAUGCAGCUUUAAGGUGGCGGGACUGGGGCCGGGUCGUGGAUUCAGCAUCCCAAGAGACAAACAGUCAUUAGCUCACACUGAAACACAACUCAGUAGGAAAAUACCGGCAAAAAUGUAAAACUGUAAGUCUGUCUUAAGCUUGGGAGCCGUAAUGAAGCUAGCGAAUGUAGCAUAAUCCAACGUGGCAGCAAACGUAAACAAAGCCGUCUGAUAGCGCCGCGUGACGACGUAUUCAUGUGCUCCACUCGCCAAAAGUUUCACAUAACCAGUUCUGAGGUAACGAUGAAAUGCCAUAAAUUGAGGACGUCGUAAACCGAGGACCUCCUGUACAAGAUCUAAUGUUUCUUGAUCCAUUUAGGCGUUCUUUUUUUUAAAACCCUGCUCUAUUUUUUCUACCGUAGAGGCUAAUCCAAUGCUUGAAGCCCCUGAAAUGUUUCACCAGGACUUAAAUAACUCAUGCGCCGACAAACUUCAUCGCAUGUGAUGAAGACAGCCCGAGACAUUAGCUUGUGUUUCAAUAAUCUCUGCAUUUAUUGCUCCACAGCAGUCAUAAUCCAACAUUCUUCAUCUCAAACAAACAAUUCACCACCACCGUUCACAACUGUUCUACCUUCCAGGCGGAAACACCUGCCCAGACAAAGAUUGGUUCUUACUUAUAACGUAGCACUCAUUGGCUCCUACAUCUACAUUGAGGUGUGCUGUUAUGUUAGCGCCACCUAGCACAGGAAACAACCUCUAACUGCAGCAGAAUCAGUAUUAUCGCUAAAAUUGUCGUUUCCAUUUCAUAUUUAAGGUUGGUCAUGAGUUUGGUACAUGCUGAUAACGAACAUGUUUUCUCACUCUACUUAGCUGUAUGGAAAAUGACGCUUAAGACAGAAAGGUUGAUCAAACCUGUAGGCGAGGUGUUAAUGCUCUCAUUUAUGGGGAUUGAAUUAAAAUAUACCUAAAAGACAUACAGUUGUUUAAACAUUUUCUGCCUGAUAUAAAGUAAAAUAACAUGUUGACUGAUAAAAAGUGAAGUAAUGAUGGUCCUAAACUAAACAUUUUAAUCCUAAACAGUCUUUUGAUUAAAAAAAUAUGGAAAAUUGUCCUAAUUUCAUGAAUAAACAGACAUUUUUAGCCUUUAUAGCAGCUUUACCAGUAAAGUAUUUGUGUUUUAUGAUGGAGACUUCUGCGAUGGCUGCUACCGUCCACUGUCCGACACCUAGACCUUCCUCUGGGCAUUAUAAAAUAGACAAAAUGUGUAUAAAUGAACUCCUGAACUGUCUGUGAAUGGUGACGACAUUUUCUAUGAAGUGUGCUAAUAAGCUAACCCGUUCUGAACGACAAACUCACGCUUCUGAUCUUUCUAUUGAGUAGAAACACGACUUUGUAUUAAAUUGUCUCUCAUCAGCGGUGGUUAUGCAUGGCAUUUUCUUACCUCCUUGCGAUUAUUUUCUAGUAACGGCAUAAAAAAUGGCAUUAUUGUUGUUUAAACUAUUAAUUCUUAUAGUUUUAAAUGAUUUCUAUCUGAGUUUCUUCAAAGGUUGGGCAUGUCUUGGGUGUGUUUUGUUCCUUUUGCUUUUGUAUUUCUUUUUCUGCUGAUGAUGAUGGGAUUACUUGAAGUUGUUUUAUUUUAUUCAUUUGUUAAAAGAAGAUGUGAUGCUGUAGUUUUUGUGUCUGACCUUGUUUCUUAUUUCACUGAUUGCUGCUGCUUAUUGCCGUCACUAAGCUGCUUCUUCGUUGAUCUAGGCUGGAAAGUAGCUGAAGUCUUUUAAAUUUAAACAUUCAGAAGCAAAGGAGCUCAGAAGAGGCCUUACUGUUCAGGAUUACAAAAUUUUUAUUCUUUUUUUUAAAGAGAAUAAACAUCAGCAGACUGACUCCGAGCCACAGAUUUAUUAAAGUUAGAUUAGUUUAGUAAAUGUAAAGUUCAUCAAUGCAGAACAGAAUAAUUCAUCAAAAAGGACCAUAUAUUAUAUACUGGUACUAUAUUCAUAAACAUUAUCUCAAUAUGCUAACAGCCAUGCUAACAGCUCUGUGAGACUGUAACUGGUUAGAGCUAAAUGCAAGCUAUAGCAUAGCAUGCUAACCUUCUCACAGUAUUAAUAAAUGUUGAUGUUUAGCAAACAUGUUCACCAUCUUUGCCUAGCAUGCUAACUGCUCAGUUAAGCUGAGCAGUUAACUGCUAACAUGCUAGCUACAAUAAUGCUAACAUGUUGAUGUAUAGCAAAUAGAAGGUCAGAAUCUUUGUUUAGCAUGCUAACAUGCUGAUGUUUAGCCAAUGUGUUUGCAGUCUUUGCUUUGCCCAGUAACCUGCUCAAAAUGACAAUGCUAACAUGAUGAUGUUAAGCAGACAUGUUUGCUAACAUUGCUUAGCAUGCUAACAUGCUGGCAUUGCUUAGCAUACAAACAUGCUUGCAACAACAAUGCAAAUAUUUAAUGUUAAGCAAACAUGUUGACCGUCUUUGCUUAGCUUGUUAACAUGCUAAUAUUAAGCAGAUAUAAUGCUUACCAUCUUUGUUUAGCAUGCUAACAUGCUCACAACAACAAUGCUAACAUGUUGAUGUAAAGCAGACAUGUUUGCUAACGAUGUUUAGCAUGUUAGCAUGCUUGUAGCAACAUUGCUAAUAUUUUGAUGUUUAGCAAGUAUUUUUACCGUCUUUGUUUAGCAUGCUAACAUUCAUGCUCAAAGAAUGUUAAUAUUUACCAGAUACACACACACACACACACACACACACACACACACACACACACACACACACACACACACGCAGGUAGUCAUCAAAUGUUUCACUCAACAUCCCGAAUAUUAACUUCCUAAAAGAGGUACAUCCUCUGAUGAUUAUGAACGUCUGCUCUGAAUGACAUCUAACAGCUGUUAAGAUGUUUCGGUCUGAGCGGUGAACUGAUAAUAGAAUAAAAUAAUACUUUAUUGAUAAUUUACAGACUUGUAACAGCAGCAUGUCGACACGUCGAUGACCCACAAAACCGACAGAACAAGAAUAGUCAUCAGUACGAGCACAUACACGGUAUAUAAGGUAGAAAAAAUAUGAUAAAAGUUAAAACAUAUGUCGGGAAAAUUGUUAACUUCUCUAAAUUAAAACUCAGAGUCGUCUCUCAAAUCAAAGUAAACAGACCCCAGUCUGAUAAAAGUGACUGAUAAAAGCCUUUAUACAGGCACAUUAGCAGGAGGGACACAUCUUGGUGUGAUAUCUCUAGUUUGAGUUAUAAACCACACAGUUAAAUAGUAUUACAAUGAAUAAGAACAUUUAAUCAUAAAACAUAAUCAUUUACAUAACAGCACAGCAUAGAACACAUAAAUUAAAAUAUAAAAGCCUGAUUGGUGGACGGGCGCUAAGCUGUUAGCAUGGCUAAAGCAUACAGACACAGUUUAACCCUCCUGUUGUCCUCAUCUAACAGCACCAAAAAAAUAUUUUCUUGUCCGAAAAAAUCCAAAAAUUCAGCAAAAAAAUUCCCCAAAUUUCUGAAAAUUUGCAAAACCUUGAAAAUUUGCAAAACUUUCAGGAAGAAAUUUCCAAUAAUUCCUUAAAAGUUUUAUUUUUAAAAAAUAAUCCCUCAAAUUUGGCAAGAAAAUUCUUGUAAAUAUUUUCAAAAAAUGAUAAAAAUCUUCCCAAAAAAAUCCUAAAAAUAUCUAAAGUGAUUCCAUAUAUAUCAGUAAAACUUCUAAUAUUUUCUUUAAGAACAUUCAUUUUUUUUGUGUGAAUGUUCUUAAGAAGGGCUGCACAGUGGCGUAGUGGUUAGCACUUUCGCCUUGCAGCAAGAAGGUCCCUGGUUCGCGUCCCGGCUUUCCCGGGAUCUUUCUGCAUGGAGUUUGCAUGUUCUCCCUGUGCAUGCGUGGGUUCUCUCCGGGUACUCCGGCUUCCUCCCACAGUCCAAAAAUAUGCUGAGGUUAAUUGAUCAUUCUAAAUUGCCCGUAGGUGUGAAUGUGAGAGUGCUUGUUUGUCUAUAUAUGUAGCCCUGCGACAGACUGGCGACCUGUCCAGGGUGUCCCCUGCCUUCACCUGAGUCAGCUGGGAUAGGCUCCAGCCCCCCCCGCGACCCUAGUGAGGAUUAAGCGGUGUAUAGAUAAUGGAUGGAUGGAUGUUCUUAAGAAACAUUUUUGACAUUUUUUUUCCACCAAAAAUGUUCAAAAAUUUACCAAAAAUGUUAAAAAUGUGGACAUCAGAAGUUUCACUGUGAAAAUAUUUUUUUUCCCCACAUUUUCAAAGUUGAAAACGGGUCGAUUUUGACCCGCAGGACGACACGAGGGUUAAAUAGAAGCAUUAAAAACAUCAAACCAGAACAUGUUCAGUCAUAAUAUUUUUUAUUCCAGCCAUCACCAGGAAGUUCUACUAAGAAUAUACAGACACAUGAUUAUCCUCAGCACCAGACGGGUGGAGUUAAACCAUCAUCUGGACUCUUUUCAGUCUUUCUGGCACCUUUUGUGGGUUUGAAGAUUAUAUUUACCCGAGUGGAUCUUUCUGAAGCUCUGUGUAAACGUCUCACAGCCGGUGAGUAACAUGAAGAAAUACACGAAUAAAUAUGUAAUAUUGAUAGAUUAAACUUGUCUUUUAAGUCACUGUGUAAUCCAAAUGGAAAGAUACAGUCAAGACAUGUUUGGAUUUAAAGGGUUAAAAGUGAUGUUUGUUUUUAGGAUGAUUGUUUUCAGGUUUGGAAAGACGCCUUAAAUGUGUACACUGGAUUCUCAUCAGACAACUUUUAGUAAUUACAGAGUAUUAAAUUCAUGUCUGUAAAUUAAUAUUGACUGUUACUUCAGAGCGUGUAGAGCUAUAUGUGUGUUUGUUCUAAUAACCCAACUUGCUACUCGGAAGCCUUUACUGCCAUUAGAAACAGUUUUUAUUCCUCCAUACCUGCCUAUAUACGAUGAUAUUUUCUGUGAAAAGUGAGUCAGAAGCUUCAUGUUCAGUAAUUCUGUGCAUUCAGAUGCAAAGGAGCUCAAAAGGCCUUACUGUUCAGGAUUACAACAUUUUUAUUCUUUUUUAAAAGAGAAUAAACAUCAGCAGACUGACUCCAAGUCGCAGAUGUAGUAAAAUUAGAUUAAUUUAGUAAAUUUAGAGUUCAUAUGCCAACAUAAAUAUGCUAACAGCCAUGCUAACAGCUCUGUGAGACUGUAACUGGUUAGAGCUAAAUGCAAGCUAUAGCAUAGCAUGCUAACCUCCUCACAGUAUUAAUGCUAACAUGUUGAUGUUUAACAAAUAUGCUUACCAUCUUUGCUUAGCAUGCUAACAUGCUCACAGCAUAAAUGCUAACAUGUUGAUGGGUCACAGAUAUAAGGUCUUUGUUUAGCAUGCUAACAUGCUCACAACAACAAUGCUAACAUGUUGAUGUGUAGCAAAUAGAAAGUUAGAAUCUUUGUAUAGCAUGCUAACAUGCUGACACUUAGCCAGCGUGUUUGCAAUCUUUGCCCAGUAGCCUGCUCAAAAUGACAAUGCUAACAUGAUGAUGGGUCACAGAUAUAAGGUCUUUGUUUAGCAUGCUAACAUGCUGACGUUUAGCCAACAUGUUUGCAGUCUUUGCUUUGCUCCAUAACCUGCUCAAAAUGACAAUGCUAACAUGAUGAUGUUAAGCAGACAUGUUUGCUAACAUUGCUUAGCCUGCUAACAUGAUAGUAAUAACAAUGCUAAUAUUUUGAUGUUAAGCAAAUAUUUUUAUCAUCUUUGCUUAGCUUGUUAACAUGUUAAUAUUAAGCAUAUAUAAUGCUUACCAUUGUUUCUUAGCAUGCUAACAUGCUUGUAACAGCAAUGCUAAUAUUGUGAUAGUAAGCAAAUAUUUUUAGCAUCAUUGCUUAACUUGCUAACAUGUUCAAGUGAAGUCAAGUUUGCUUUAUUUUCUCCCAUGGGAGAAAUUUCUUAGACAAGGUAAAAUGACAAAUUUCUAAAAAUUUUUAAUAUUAAGCAGAUAUAAUGCUUACCAUCUUUGCUUCGCAUGCUAACAUGCUCACAACAACAGUACUAACAUGUUGAUGUGUAGCAAAUAUAAGGUUAGAAUCUUUGUUUAGCAUGCUAACAUGCUGAUGUUUAGCCCACAUGUUUGCAAUCUUUGCUUUGCCCAGUAACCUGCUCAAAAUGACAAUGCUAACAUGUUGAUGUUAAGCAGACACAUUUGCUAAUGUUGCUUAGCCUGCUAACGUGAUUGUAACAACAAUGCUAAUAUUUUGAUGUUAAGCAAAUAUGUUGACCAUCUUUGCUUAGCUUGUAGACAUGCUCACAACAACAAUGCUAACAUGUUGAUGUGUAGCCAAUAUAAGGUUAGAAUCUUUGCUUAGCAUGCUAACAUGCUAACAUUUUUUCAAGUGAGUCAGGACCUUCAUAUUUAGGCUGAUUGCUGCUGUAGUGAAACAUGUUUCUGCUGGCUGUUAGCCCUCUGACCUACAUUACUGUGUAAAGAGAAAAAACAAACUGUGACGUAGAGAUUUGUCAGAUGUCUGUGAAGUCAAACAGUCGCUGAGUCACAUCUGGGAGUUUCCUGAAGCAGCAAACGGCUCCACUGAGUCGCUGUUUGGAGUUUUACCGUCUGUCUUUCUCAACCGACAGAAUAUUUUUUUAACAUUUCUUUCUUCACCUGUAAAUUAAGUUCAGAGUUGCCGUUAAAACAUUCGUAACCUUUGAAAAGGUUCCGAUUAGCUGCUAAAUGGACGCUGUGGUGAGAUGUUUAAAUAGUCAGAGGGAACUUUCAGAGUUUAUCAGACAAACACAGCUGGAAAUUCCAAACUUCAGUGUAAAUAACAAGUCAGCUGACAACAAAUGACACAAAAGAGACACAAAACAACAAAAAUGAAACAAAACGACAAAAACAAGGCAAAAAAUGACAAAAAUUAGACAAAAAUGACAAAAAAACAGACACAAAACAACAAAAAUGAGACAAAAUGUGAAAAAUGAGACAAAGAAUACCAAAAACAAGAAAAAAAAUGUAAAAUUAGCAAAAAAAUUUAAAAAAAGAGACACAAAACAACAAAAACAAGACACAAAGCAAUAAAAGCUAGACAGAAAACAACAAAAACGACAUACAACAUGACAAAAAUGAGACAAAAAUGCUAAAAUUAGACAAAAAAAUGACAGAACGACAAACAACAAAAAUGAGACACAAAAUGCCAAAAAUUACACAAAAAAUUACAAAAAAGAGAUGCAAAACAACAAAAAUGAGACAAAAAAAUCCAAAAAAUUUGACAAAAAAUGACAAAAAUUAGACAAAAAAUGACAAAAAGACAGAAAACGAGAAACAAUACAACAAAAAUGAGACAAAAAAAUGACAAGAAAGACACAACAUAAAAGAGACAAAACAACAAAAACGAGACACAAAGCAACAAAAAUGAGACACAAAAUGACAAAAAUUAGACAAAAAUGCCAAAAAUUUGACCAAAAAAUGACAAUGAGACAAAAAAUGCAAAAACAAGACAAAAAAUUUGACAAAAAAUGUCAGAAGCGUCAGAAAACAACAAAAACGAGACACAAAAUGACAAAAACAAGACAAACAGCCUUGAUAAAUCCACUUUAUUUGUACCUGUAAAAAGAUGCAUUAUUUUCUAGCAGCCCUUCAUUGUGUCGAUCAUUUUAAACUUUUUUUUGACCCUAUUUGUGUCAUUUGAGCAGCUUUGAGAGGCCUGAAGGGUUCAAACAUUCAGUAAAUCACUAGAAACAGAGUCAUCCAUCAUCUGUGGGACCCGCUGACAUUAACGGCCAAAUCACAUCCUGAAAGUCAAACGUUGGCUCUGUUUUAACAUCAGAGUGUUUGCGAGGCUUUGGGUUUAACGUACCGAUGAAUACUGAGUCCAAAUCAUUUACUGGUCUGUGUCACAUUACUGGUUUAUGAGUCACUCUACAGACGUCUCAUCACAUCUAAAGGUGAUUUCUGUGGGAAACAAGUCCAGAUCUGUUGGAAACAACGAAGACGCUGUGGAUUUUAUUCCAGAACGUUCUUCAGUCACCUCAGUUUUAAAUGCCAGUGAAGUUUCAAACUUCCUCCUGAUUAUUUUCUUUUUUUCUUCCUCUUUUCUGGCAGCCCUCAGCUGGUAAACAGGGUGAAUUUAUCACAUCAGUCAAAACGAAACCUGCUUUCAUUUUUCUGUUUUUUUCUAGAAGUGUUUCUGUGACGUUUUAAAAAAUCCCUACUGUUUACUUUUUGUUUUCCAGACAUAAAAAACAAAAACCGGUAUAUAAAUCUGAGAGAUGGUAAAGCACGUCAGAUUGUAUAUUUGUUUAAAAAUUUAAGACACAAAACAACAAAAAAAUGAGACAAAAGAUGCCAAAAACAAGGCAAAAAAUGCCAAAUAUUUUUUAAAAAAUAACAAAAAAGAGGCACAGAACAACAAAAAUGAGACACAAAACAAGAAAAACAAGACAGAAAACGACAAAAAUUUAACAAAAAAUGCCAAAAACGACAGAAAAUUACAAAAAAGAGACACAUAACAAAGCAACAAAAACAAGACAGAAAAUGCCAAAAAAUAGACAAAAAAAUGACAAAAAAGAGACACAAACUGACAAAAGAGACACAAACAAAAAGGAGACACAAAACAAAACGACAAAAACGAGACACAAAAUGACAAAAACAAGAUUAAAAAUGACAAAAAAGAGACACAAUUUUUAGAAUAAAUAAGUUGGAACCUUCUUUUUUUUGGUUGCUUUGUCACUUUCUAUCUCUUUCACUUUCAGUGUGAAAUCUCAGCUGGUUUGUGUUGUUCAGAGAAAUGUCACAUGAUGAGAAGGUUUGGUGGUUACCUGUGAUUACCAGUUUUGUACACAAACGUACGUCAGCGGUUUCAUCAUCAGCGUCUGACGUCAUGACGCACAGCUGCUGAUAUAGAACCCGGAACCAGAUGAGUGGAGCGCAGUAACCGGCAGGACCUGAGGGAGCUGCGGAGGAUAUUUAUCUUCAUUUACUGUCUUUUUGGCCAUUUCAACCUGAACCAGGAUGGCGAACGGACACGUGGAAAUCCACGACCUGUUGUCCGCCCACCACAGCCCCUCCAGCUGCUCAGACCCUGAAUCCACCUCAGACAGCGACAGAAUGGACGACACGGUGGAGUUCAGGAUCAUGAUGGCGUUCGCCAAGAGGAGACGACCUCAACAGCAGCAGCAGCAGGAUUCAAAUCCAGACGACGGACCAGUGAAGGAUAGCAGAGAUGCUAACGGAACGACGACUCCAUCCCAGACACCAGAGAAGACUGAGGGGAAGAAGAAGAGGAAGAAGAAGGGAUGGAAACGUCUGUCGAGCAUUUUGAGAUGUGUCAAACCUCAGACUGAAGACCCAGAACCACAGCCAACGCCUCGACCCAACGGAAACUUCAGGAGUUUGGAUCCUAGAACCAAUGAGCGACUGGUAGUGGACUCACACGAACCCGAUGAGGUUAAAGAUGACGAUCAUUUGGCCGAGGCAGUGAGCAGACUGACGGAGAUCGCUGAAGAAAUCCCGUUCACUCCUCCAGAAUGGGAGACGGACUCCAGAGACGGUGAGGUGGAGAAGAUUAUCGGUCUGAUUCUGAGGGAAAGUGGAGACAGACUGAAUGAGAAGGAGCUGAAGAACGCCAACAUCGCAGCAGAACUCUUCUGGAACUACAGCUUCUUUAGGGAGCUAAUAAAUAGACUGCUCAUGAGGAUGGGCCUCAGGAGCCCCGACCCCGACGCUCUGGGGCCUCAAGCAUCACCCAAAACCCAGAUCGCUGUGACCUGUGAGGUCACCAGUCGUCUCUCUGAGGUGAACUCUCUGCCCAGGAACCUCCUGAUGCGCCACGGAGCCCGAUACCUGCAGGACUACUACUCCACCUGGGCUCAGCAGCAGGGCGGAUACGAGGCAGCCUUUGAGGGAGACGAGGAUGAAGUGGAGUGAACCGGACCAGGUCUUCCAGCUCCACAGCGCCUCCUGCAGGCCGUCACAGAAGCAGCAUUAGGAGUCCUACAGAGUGUGGAGAACACAGAACAGGAGCUUUGUGUUUUCAUUCAGACAGAUCAGUUUACACAGAACACGUCUGCAGCCGUGAGCUUUAAAACAAACAAUCAUGUGCUGUCAGGGGCCACGAGACGAUGAAUAAAUUAUUUUUGUACCGUUAUAACCUCUGUGAUUAAGGUUGUCUUGACUUUUUGAAAUCAUCAUUAUUUGCUUUGUAGUUAGAAAGAAGAAAAGUAUAGCUCAGCACUUGCACUUUUAAGAUCACGGAAAAUAGAUGUAAAAUAGAAGUGGUGUUGUUUGUGUUGUUUCUAAGGGACCACUGUGUGUACUGUUGUUGUUGUUUAGACAUAAAUGUAAAUGAAAACACAGAUUUUUAGUCUGUGGAUUGUUUGUGUGAACAUUUUUAGCACAAUACAUCCUGUCAGUUUUCAUAUGAAGUGCAGAAAUGUGUCUAAAAACUGCCUAAAUGCUACUUUUUUGUGUUUUUUCUGUUAUAGUUUAAUGAUUGAGCUCAGAUGAAAACGGCACCACCCUGUGGCCAAAUGUGGAACUGAUUCAAACAACCCCAAUUCAAAUUAGAUUAAUUAAUAAAUGUUGUUUACUUUAUGGAUAUAUUGACAUGUUUUACUCUUGUGAUAAGUUGUUGUAUUUAUUUUAAUAAAUUCAGCAUAAAGUGAACAAA